Copidosoma floridanum is the source of this 482-nucleotide messenger RNA. RefSeq lists its product as uncharacterized. The record is from RefSeq and is a predicted model, not a curated record. Lineage: Eukaryota; Metazoa; Arthropoda; Insecta; Hymenoptera; Encyrtidae.
GACACGCCCUACUUGUCUCAAGAGGUUCCAAUAAAGUUACUUUGACCACAAUUCGUGCCUUUUUUUUUUAAAUAAGAAAUUCACGUCACAAUAGUAUUUUUAUAAAAAUGUCUUAUGAGAGUCCAUAUGAAACAGAUCCAAGUCUAACUAUACCAGUAGAUCCUGACAACCCAAAUGCAGGAACGUUAGCGGGUCAUCAUAUUAUGUCUCCCAGCAACACUUUCCAAGAUGCGAGGCAGAUGGAGAUUGAGCCGAUAUCUAAGGAUGAUCCUCGCAUUUCAGCCGCCGAUAAUGAUAAGGUCAGUGGUAAAUCUAUUUUAGUUACGGGUUCCAAGAAAGUUGAAGAAGGUAAGAACGAAAACGCUACCCGAGAAAUUACCGUAACGUAUAACAUCACGGAUGAAUAUGAUUCGGAUAAGGUUGAGGCGUGGCUCGACUCGGACAAUGUCUUGUAUUUAUAUGUUCCAGCUGUCGAUAAAUAG